Ogataea angusta is the source of this 969-nucleotide messenger RNA. RefSeq lists its product as uncharacterized. Bases 1 to 969 code for a protein of 322 amino acids. NCBI's taxonomy places the organism in Eukaryota, Fungi, Ascomycota, Pichiomycetes, Pichiales, Pichiaceae. The record is from RefSeq and is a predicted model, not a curated record. The transcript has a single exon.
AUGACAACACAAGUGCCGCCCUCCUACAGCCAUCUGGAGCAUUCCGAGUACUCGGAGUACCAAAUAUUGUACACAAACGAAACCGCAAAGAAACAUAAGGUCUGGCACGACGGAACCAUGCGUCUGUUCAAGCUCAACAAGAAGCUGAUAGUCUACGACGAGGAUCGCAUGGAAAUCUACUCUGACUUUCUGAGCUCGUAUCCGCGAUACCGCGUCGACGAUCUGGUCAAGCUCGAGUCGAUCUGGAUCAUGAUAGACGAGGUUUUGGGGACCUACGAAAGAAACGUUGCGAAGCAGAUGCAGAAUUUGAACGCCAACGACCUCAACAUCCGCGCGCACCAGAAAGCGGCUCCGCAGCCGCACUCGCAGCCGUCGAGCGCCCCGGCCCGUAAAAACAAACGUGUGCUUGGACUCGUAAGAACAAGACCCAGCUCGUCGCUCCCGACCCAGCUCCAGAAACGCAAGCGGGUCUCGCAGGAGAGCGUUGGCGUCAAGCGACCUAAACUGGACAAUUAUAUCCAGCGCGCCAUCGACAAGUUCACGCAGGCAGACUCCCCAGUACCCGAACCGCAGCGCUCAGACACCCUUUCGCUUGCGAGCGACGCUACCCUGGCGCUGGUUUCGCCGCUGGCGUCGGCAAUUUCUGUCAGCUCUAACUCGAUGUCUACACAUCAAAUCCGAUCCUCCAACACCUCCAUGUCGUCGCAGUCUGGCUGUGCGGCCGCCGUUCGUCAGCGGUCUCUGCGUGUGGACCGCAACUCGGGCUCGCAGAACGCCGUGGUGAUCGAAAAACCCAAGAUGCUGGCCCGCUUUAAUUUCACAGACACCAGCUCGACAGGCAGCGUGCGAGAUCCCAGCCCGCUGUUCGACUUUGACAGAAGCGCACGGGAAAUGCUGCGCAGCUACAGAACACCAACGCCGAGCGACGCACCUUACUCGAUUUUCGACUCUCUGGACAGGAACCGCUAG